GGUCUGCCUUUGCCCCCGCCCACCCACCGGGCCCUGCCGCGCCGCUGCGGCUCCGCCCCCCUCCUUCCGUCAUCCGCUCGCUCCUUCCGUCGGUGGUUUCUUCCUUCCUGCCUUUCCCGACUCCUUUCGCGACAUGGGGAAGAGCCUCCUCGUCGCCAGCGCCACCUAAAGAGCUCCCGGAGCCGCCCUCCCGCCCCCGUCCCGCGAUGGAAGACGACCAGGAGCUGGAGAGAAAAAUAUCAGGAUUGAAGACCUCAAUGGCUGAAGGCGAGAGGAAGACUGCCCUGGAAAUGGUCCAGGCGGCUGGGACAGAUAGACAGUGUGUGACAUUUGUACUGCACGAGGAGGACCAUACCCUAGGAAACUCUCUGCGGUACAUAAUCAUGAAGAACCCGGAAGUGGAGUUUUGUGGUUACACUACGACCCAUCCUUCAGAGAGCAAAAUUAAUUUGCGAAUUCAGACUCGGGGUGCCCUUCCAGCCGUUGAGCCAUUUCAGAAGGGCCUCAAUGAGCUGUUGAAUAUCUGCCAGCAUGUGCUUGUCAAGUUUGAGGCCAGCAUAAAGAACUAUAAAGACCAAAAGGCAAGCAGCAACGAACCCACACUCUAGCCCCUCGUGAAGGUACACGCAGGACCACCCUCGCCGUGGUGCAGAACCCAGACCUAGAGUUUGUGAUUGCAGCAUGUUCUGUCCUGUAGAAAAGUGUGAUUCUAGCUGUUGACCCAUCUCAGCUACUGGAAUCUCUGCAAGUAUAUUUGACUAAUAAAUUCUCUCUUGGUUAACCUAC
Molecule: messenger RNA, 786 nt
Organism: Acomys russatus (golden spiny mouse)
Lineage: Eukaryota; Metazoa; Chordata; Mammalia; Rodentia; Muridae
Product: DNA-directed RNA polymerases I and III subunit RPAC2
Exons: 2
Coding region: 207-608 (133 amino acids)
Biological process (GO): DNA-templated transcription
Cellular component (GO): RNA polymerase I complex; RNA polymerase III complex
Molecular function (GO): DNA binding; protein dimerization activity; DNA-directed RNA polymerase activity
Source: RefSeq, a predicted model, not a curated record